AUGGAGCAGCCGCUGCAGGAGCUGGUCGAUCAGCUGGUGGCCGCGACCCCUCAUGUUCACUCCGCUGCCAUCAUUCGCCGCCGCGACGCCAAGAUCAAUUGCCACUCGCAGGCAUUUACGCCCACAAAUGACCUCAAGCACUUGCUCGAGGCCUUUCGCGAUACGCGCUACGUGCGCGAGAACAAUCUUGUAUAUGAUGGCCGCAACUGGCUUUGCCUGAGAGCCGAUCACGAUGCCGUCUACGCCCGAGACGGUCGCCGCGGUCUGAUUGCCUACGCAACUGCCAACCACAUUGUUGUCGGUCUCUACGAAGCAGACAUGACACCCGCCGUCUGCGUUGAAACCAUCGAGCUUCUUGAGGCAUCGACCUUGGCCAGCAAGGGCUGCAAACGUUUGCUCAAGUCCGCACCCAAUUUCGCUCCCGCCUACCCCAAGCACAAUAAAGCACAGCAGUCAGCCCCGAUCAGCAUCUUCCAAAGCAAUGCACACCAAACCCACGAGUUAACCCACCUUGGCUUGGGCCUCCGUGAGCAGGUUCUCCAGCUCAGACUGUGGCGUUUCAAGAGGGAAAACCACUGUGAGACCAAAAGCAAGUCGCAGACAGCCCCACAUCCAAUCUGGGUCAAGAGCCUACAUCGACCUAAAAGCUCGUGCGGAAACCUACCGCGACAGUCUUCUCGUCGCUUGCUGUGCCCUCAGCAGCAGCUGGCGCAGCGCUGA
Molecule: messenger RNA, 720 nt
Organism: Monosiga brevicollis MX1
Lineage: Eukaryota; Choanoflagellata; Craspedida; Salpingoecidae
Exons: 4
Coding region: 1-720 (239 amino acids)
Cellular component (GO): cell cortex
Molecular function (GO): actin monomer binding
Source: RefSeq, a predicted model, not a curated record